CGCCCUCCCUCCUUUUAACCGCUGCUACCAGUUCUCCCAAUUGAAGCCCGGUCUCCGAAGCCCACGACAUGUCACACGCCCUUCCAACACCGAGACACCGGAAUUCAACCUACUACACACGGCGGUAGACCUUAGGAACGAACAAUGGAAAUCGGCAGAGAGGUCCAACAACCGAAGACGUGCAAGUCGUGCGACCAAUGCCGGAACAGGAAGGUUCGGUGCACCAUGGUCGUGGUGCCAGGCGAGGCGAACAGGUGUACCCACUGCCUUAAGCGCGGUGAAAUCUGCCAGUUCAAAGACCUCAAGCGGAAACUACGGUUCCAAAGUCGUGACGAAGACAACACACAAACGUAUACAUCUCCAACCCGCCGGGAUGCCUCCCAGCAGCCCCAGGCUUUUUCUUUACUGCCGGACCCGGUUACGCUGGCCACGGAUGGCGCGCCACUGUUCAUCGACCAGUUGCUGGACCAGCACCCAGGGGCCGGCUCGUUGAAGGAUGAGCAUCCCAUUCUGAAGCAGUCUGGACAAUACGGUACGCCAACCCAUGCAGAGAUCCCCGACUUAGUGGAUGGUAAAAUGCCAAUGUGUGGUCUCGUCACAGUUUCGUCGUCCAGCUUAGCUUUCUGGUCCGAUGAUAUGAUAUCCAGUUUGUCGAAGCGCAUAGGCAACAACCGGCUCCGGGAGUUGGUCGAUGUAAUUGAGAGCAAGAUGCAGGAGCGCAUAUCGGCCCAGGGCGCAUUGCCGCCGGGAAAGAUUGCCUUCAAAAAACCGACCACCUCAGCGGUCGUACCUCAUGAUGUCGCGAGAGAGUAUGUGGAUGGUCUGUAUCCCCCUCAUACCUCAUGCCGUUUCAAUCGGACUUGUGCAAUCUGGCUUGCAUUUAGCGCCGCCCAGAAGCCCAAGUGCCGCCGCAAAACUGUGCAGACUAACACACCUAUCGCAACAGCCUACUUCGAGCACAUUCAUCCUGUGUACCCUUUCCUAGAUCAGACGGAAUUCGAGAAGAAGGCCUUCGAUUCUAGGCUCCCCCAGUUGUGGGCUGUUAACCCUUCCUUCUCGGCGCUGUACCACGCCGUGUUGGCCCUCGGAUGCCAGUACCGAGGCGGCGGGAGCUUUGACCCUGGGAAGGGAAAGGCAUGGGAUUUGUUUCAGGUGUCGCUAGGGUUAAUGGCGGACAUCCUGGUACCGCGCGAGAGUCUGCUGAACCUACAGGCUUUGGUUGCAAUGUCUAUCUUUGCGACGAACAUGUGCUGUCUCCAGAUAGACGAGGUGCUGCUCAUGGAAGCAACUCGCAUGGCACUAAGCCUCCGGUAUCACAAGAGCAGUAACAGGACCGCAGACUUAGCUGAUCAGACGACCUGCCACCGAACAUUCUGGGUCAUAUAUGCUAUGGAGAAACAAGUUUGUUUCCGAAAUCAUAAUACAUCGCUUAUCGCCGACUGCGACAUUGGCUGCCCCAUCCCCAAAUCCUCAGACUCCACAUUUGGUGACUAUGACUGGUUUUUCGCGUCCAUUAGAUUCGGCCGUAUCCUCAGUCAGGCCUAUACAUCGCUGUUCUCGGUCUCCGGUAGUUUGAGCACGCGCUCGCACCAUCACGCCGUUAUGGACCACAUCCAAGGCCUCAUGGAGGUCUGGCGGAUGAGCAUCCCGGAGGACUUCCGUCCGGGCACAGUACGCAUGAACCACAACAUUGUGGGCCCGAGUGCACGCAUGGUGUUCCUGCAGACUAGCUACAAUUACUACGCACUGGUCAUUGCCCUUGCUCGUCUGAGGUUGCACAUAGAAGCAAAUGAGCCUGGGCAGGAGGCAAGUCUGGAGGAGAACAAGAAAACGCUGAUGAACGCGGCACAAAUGAUUCUUGAGCUAACACGGUAUAUUGAUACGGAUGCCUACUCGCCCAUCUUCACCAUCGGUAUCAUGCCUCUCUCGGCGGUGUUUAUUCUUUUAGACUUCGUCAUCAAUAACCCCACCGACCCAGAGACGCGCACCAACCUCUCUCUCCUCGAUAUUGCAAGCGGGCACUUUAGCCUCCUCGAGCGCGCGUCCAGCGGUUCGUUGCUUACUUCGUAUAUCGCCGAAUUUGCACAAAUUGCUAGACAAUAUGUGAGGGAAUAUCGGGAUUCUGACAGCGGAAAAGACGCGCAGUCGGAACAGACGCAUGGGAAUAGUCUCGGAGAGAAGAGACAACGGGUGGGCGAGGACUCAGACUCUGGGCAGUGGAGUAGGGUCCCACAACCAGCAGCUGAGCGGCAACGCGAACCUUGCGACCUCCAUGGCCAUGAGCUCGCCGGUACGGUUGUUAACAUGGAUGCAAUGGUACGUUGA
Messenger RNA from Ilyonectria robusta, 2325 nucleotides. RefSeq names its product fungal-specific transcription factor domain-containing protein. Gene Ontology annotation, biological process: regulation of DNA-templated transcription; DNA-templated transcription. Gene Ontology annotation, molecular function: zinc ion binding; DNA-binding transcription factor activity, RNA polymerase II-specific; DNA binding. Lineage: Eukaryota; Fungi; Ascomycota; Sordariomycetes; Hypocreales; Nectriaceae. The transcript is spliced from 9 exons. The record is from RefSeq and is a predicted model, not a curated record. Bases 145 to 2325 code for a protein of 726 amino acids.